Messenger RNA from Schizosaccharomyces cryophilus OY26, 2953 nucleotides. Its product is annotated as condensin complex non-SMC subunit Cnd3. Gene Ontology annotation, cellular component: condensin complex; condensed chromosome. The record is from RefSeq and is a predicted model, not a curated record. Lineage: Eukaryota; Fungi; Ascomycota; Schizosaccharomycetes; Schizosaccharomycetales; Schizosaccharomycetaceae. The transcript is spliced from 5 exons. Gene Ontology annotation, biological process: mitotic chromosome condensation. The coding region runs from base 98 to 2722 and encodes 874 amino acids.
GAAACCUCAAUAUCACCAACAUUGAGUCAGGCUGUUCAGCAGCUCCUCUAGCUUCCGUUGCAUUAUAUAUAUUAAGUAGAGGGUCCAUGAAUUGAAGAUGUCUGCUUUACAAAUCAUUGCAUCCAGUCAAAAUUCCGUUUCUAGUCACAGAAAACUGUGUAAUAAAUUAUUCGCUUUACGACUGCAAGAAGCGUUUUUGCAGGAUGUUUUUCAAUCCAUAAAUAUUAUAUUAACAAUAAAAAAGGGAAAUAGCAAUGCAGAUCGCGUCCUUCGAUUUAUUGUCACGUUCAUUAAUUAUCUUCAGCAAAAGGAUCCGAAGACUGACAUUGCUCAACCAGUUUUAAAGCACGCUUUAAGAGGUUUGGAUGCGAAAGAUAAAACAGUGCGCUUUCGCAGCUGUCAGGUUGUGGCCAGAGUCAUCAAUUGCGUGAAAGAAAUCGAUGAUGACAUAUACAGUAUUCUUCGUGAAAAAUUACUCGAUCGUGUAGUAGACAGAGAAUCGUUUGUACGCCUGGAAGCCGUCAUUGCCCUCUCUCGUCUUCAAGAGGAUACUGAAGAUGAGGAGAAUGAUGUUCGUAACAUGCUAUUAUUUUUAUUACAGAAUGAUCCUAGUCCUGAUGUUCGAAGAGCUGUUUUGCUGAAUAUUGAAGUGAGCAAAGUUACUCUACCGUUUAUUCUUGAACGUGCCAGAGACGUGGAUGCGACCAAUCGAAAAUGUGUCUAUUCUAAAGUACUUCCUAAAAUCGGUGACUUUCGAUACCUCAGUAUCAAAAAGCGAGUUCGUAUUCUGAAAUGGGGUAUGAAUGAUAGAGAUGAUAGUGUCCAACAAGCAGCGUCCAAUAUGUUAGCAUAUCAAUGGAUAGAGAGCGCAGAUAAUAAUUUGUUAGAAUUGCUGGAGCGUUUGGACGUCGUCCAAAAUUCGGAAGUUGCUAAUUUAGCAAUAAAAUGCUUUUUUACAACUCGCCUCGAGACACUCACUGAAAUUGAAUUCCCCGAUCAGUUUUGGUUGGAGUUGACGGCAGAGUCUGCUCUCCUUGCUAGAUCAUUUAGCGAAGUUUGUGCUGAGAAGAAUUUUGGAGAACUUGCAGAAAAAAUACCUGAAGUAAGUCAAUUGACUUAUUUCAUUGAAAAACAAUACGUCGCUCUACGUGAUAGAUCUACUUAUGAGGAGGCUUCUUUUAUCAUUGAACAACUUUUGCUAAUUGCCUUAAACCAAGAUAUGGCUGAUGAAAUUGGAAGACGUAAACUAUUAAAGAGUUUAACUAACAGUCUUUCCACUUCGUUGCUUUCUGAAACCUUGAUAUCUCUUCAUGUGGAAUUAUUGAAAAAAUUAUGUUCUACUGAAACCGAUUUUUGCUCUUUGCUGGUAGAAAUUAUUACGGACAUAUUCGAACAAGGACAUGCUGAAACCGCGAAGGAAUCUGAACUCCAACAGGCUCCACCAAAGUCUCCCCAGGAAAAAGAACCUGAAGCUGCUUCAUCUCCCGUUCCUUCAAACAUGGAAGAAGAUGAAGCUAACGAAGAAACCGAAGAAUAUAAGGAAGCAUUUAGUGAACUAAGAUGCCUUUCUUAUGUCCAAGCCUUGUUUGAAAAUAUAUCUUCCCCACUAAAUGAAAACUUAUAUGUCAUUGAUUUACUAAAAUCUUUAAUUAUACCUGCUGUAAAAUCUCAUGAUUUGCCAAUUCGCGAAAAAGGUUUAGAAUGUUUGAGUCUUGUCUGCCUUUUAAAUAGCGAUUUAGCUUAUGAAAAUGUUCCUUUAUAUUUACAUUGCUUGGAAAAAGGAACAGAUAAUUUAAAGAUUAUUGCCCUUCGAACCUUGACCGAUAUCUUUCUUCAACACGGGAAGGAUAGAUUCUCCACAUACGAUGAGCAAUUCUCGUCGUUGUUGCUUGAAACUCUUUUCAACAUCGAUGAGGCUGAGUUGCAAACCCUUAGUGCUGAAGCAAUUGCGAAACUUUUAGUAAUUGUUCAUUAUCGGGAUGAACUAUUUCUUAAGCCUUUAAUAAUCCAAUAUUUUGAGCCAAAUACUGUUGAGAACUUUGCUUUACGUCAGGUGUUAGGUUAUUUCUUUCCAGUUUAUGUAUAUGGAUCUCCUGAAAACCAGUGGAAAGUCGCAGAGGUAUUUUGCGACACGUUAUUGAAUUUAAUGGAAGUAUACCGCGAUAUAGAUGAGGAUGAUCUUCAAUUAUCGACUUCCCAAAUUUCUUUGCAAAUGCUUGAUUGGACUGAUAACGAAAAGCUUUUCGAGAAGAAAGUCAAUAGUGAGUCUUACACAUUAAAUAAUAAGAUUCACUUACACUUGGCGAAUAAUAUCUUUGAAUGCUUGCCUCGUGCACCUGAAGGAAAAGAUAGGAAACUCAUGGUUUCUUUGCUCGGAAAACUUAAUAUCCCUGACACAUUGCCUUCUGACGACUUUAGCAAAUCGAUUAGGAAAUUACAAACAUUUGAGAAUCAUGGCUUAACGUUAGACUCUACUAGUAUGAAUAUUCUAAAAAAGUUUGAAACAACUUUAAGAAAUAACGAAGCAGCAGCACUUGAAAGGGAAGAACAGGAAGCAAAGAGUGACGCAGAACACCCAGAGGUGGACGAAAGUAAAGAAAGUGAGAACAAAGAAGAGGAGCCUCUUGCUUAUAACGAUUUAAAUUCUGAAACAACAAAUCAAGAUCACUCAAUGACAGUUGAUUCUGAUGAAGAGGUGUACGUCAAAGAAGAAGAGGACUAAUGCGCGGUCACUCAAUUAUUGUUGGAACAUUCCUAUAGUGUUUGCAUAAACUAAAAUACGCUCGCUCUUUCUAUUUAUUGCCAGGUUAGAUUUUUGGUUACUGCUUAUAAAAUGCACUGCUAAUAUUGUUUAUGUAUAGAAUUAGAAAGUAAAAGUAUAGAUAUUCUUAGGUCUAAGAAAAGAAACAUAGUUUACCGUUGAUAUUCAUUUAAUUAAAACAAGUAAAGAUGC